AUCACACUCACACACGAUACACCGCGACCAUGCUGCUCGCCCUCGUUGCUGCGCUCGCAGCACUCGCUGUGCCCGGCCUCGCGGGCUCGCCCGUCCCGGAGCAGUUCACGCCGGUCGAUAUGCUCACUGCCCCGCGGCCACACGCGGCGCUGGCUGCGCCCGGCGGCAAGUACGCGCUCAACGUCGUCGACCAGUGGGAUGAGGAGACGGAUGUCACAACCCGUACCCUCUACCUCCUGCACCCGCACGACCGCAAAGCGCACCCCGAGCCCCUCUUCUCCGGCCGCACAUCCGAGGCCGCCGAGGUCCUGUGGCUGUCAAACCAGACGGUCGCGUACCUGAACGGCUCGUCGCUGUACCACUUCAGCGUCGCGCCCGAGUCGUCCAAGCGCGUGAUCCACCUGCUCGACUUCCCCGAGUCGAUCGAGCCCAGCGCGAUCCAGUACGACGCCGAGAGCCGCACGCUCGCCUUCUCGGCCGCCGUGUGGACCGAGAACGGCGACUUUGGCCUCACUGCUGCCGGCGACCAGGCGUACGCCGACCGCGGCGACACGGGCCAGGUGUACGACGACCUGUUUGUGCGCCACUGGGACACUUGGCGCAUCCCGGGCCGCGUGUACACCAUUGGCACGACGGUCCUCCGCCAGCGCGCCGACGGGCUGUUCGACUCGGCGCACGUCUUCACCAACAUUCUCGAGGGCACUGGUCUUUACUCGCAGGCCGAUGCUAUCGGCGCCGACCAGUUCUCCGUCUCUCCCACGCACAUUGCUUUCGCCCUCAAGCCGCCCCACCUCCAGGUCGCGACCCACACUCGCCUCGAGGUGUACCUCCAGCCGCUUGACCAGCCUGGCUCGCGCCCCAUCCAGCUGACGCCCGGUUCGCAGGGUGCUAUCAGCGGCGUCCAGUUCUCGCCUGAUGGCAAGAAGAUUGCCUGGCUCGAGAUGGCGCAGGACGGGUACGAGAGCGACCGCCGCGUCGUCGUCGUGCACACCCUCAGCGGCGGCAAGCUUGGCCAGUCGGUCCGCUGGACGCAGGACUGGGACCGCUCCCCCAGCGACAUCACUUGGUCGCUCAACUCCGAGUCGCUGUACGUCCUGGCCGAGUACAACGGCCGUGUGCGCCCGUACCACCUGAGCACGCCCGGCCGCCUGCCCACGCCGAUUGCCUUCCGCGGCUCGACACUCGCCAUCGCGCCCAUCGACGACCAGGACUCGCUCUUCCUUCUGUCUAUCUCGUCGCUCACGUCCCCCAUCGAGGUGUACCUCCUCGACCUGGACGAGGGUGACGUCCGUGGCGACCCCGACAAGUUCCCUCCUGAGGCCGUCCACCGCCUCACCGACUACUCGGGCCCCCACAUCAACGGCCGCCUCGACCCCUUCCACGGCGAGGAGCUUUGGUUCACUGGCGUCGACGACCGCAAGGUCAUGGCCUGGGUCAUCAAGCCCCGCGGCUGGACCGAGGAGGACGCGGCCAAGUCGUACCCGCUCGCCUUCUUCAUCCACGGCGGUCCCCAGGGUGCAUGGGACGACCAGUGGUCUACCCGCUGGAACCUCGCGCUGUACGCCUCGGCCGGCUACUUUGUCGUGGCUGUCAACCCUACUGGCUCGACUGGCUACGGCCAGGAGUUUACCGACCGCAUCGCCGGCCACUGGGGCGACAGGCCGUACCAGGACCUCGUAGCCGGCUACUUUGCCGCGCUCGACAAGUACCCCGAGAUCGACCCCAACCGUACCACGGCUCUUGGCGCGUCGUACGGCGGCUACAUGAUCAACUGGAUCAACGGCCACAACGUGUUUGGCUUCAAGGCCCUCGUGUACCAUGACGGUAUUCUCUCCACCACGGACACCUACUACUCGACCGAGGAAGUGUGGUUCCCUAACCACGACUUCGAGGGCACGCUUAUUGAGAACCGCGCCAACUAUGAGAAGUGGAGCCCGCUCAACCACGUCGCCGAGUGGGCCACGCCCCAGCUGGUCAUCCAGGGCGGCCAGGACUUCCGUCUCGCCGAGUCGCAGGCGAUUGGCACCUUCACCGCGCUGCAACUGCAGGGUGUGCCCAGCCGCUUCCUCUACUUCCACGACGAGAACCACUGGGUGCUCAAGCCCAAGAACUCGCGCCGCUGGCACCACGAGGUGCUGCGUUGGCUUGACGAGUGGGUCGGCGCCGGCAAGCGCCACGGCAUUGAGGCGGAGGCUGAGGUCGAGGUCGAGGCCGAGGCCAUUGAUAUCGACUCGCUCAACCCCGGCCUGUUCUACGACGACUUCUCCGACCUCGUUGACGGCGUUGGUGCGUUUGUCGAGGACGUCACGGCGAACGUCAUCGAGGAGAUUGAGGAGAUGGUUUCCAUUGUGCUUUAGAGCCGUAGAUCCCCGAAGGAUGCAGAAUGCAAGAAUGAAUGCCGACGGACGGCGGCCAGAUGCGUGUGGCGGUGCACGCGUCGCGUCGUGUCGUCGUGUG
Messenger RNA from Vanrija pseudolonga, 2457 nucleotides. Its product is annotated as Dipeptidyl-peptidase 5. The transcript is spliced from 3 exons. Gene Ontology annotation, molecular function: serine-type endopeptidase activity. NCBI's taxonomy places the organism in Eukaryota, Fungi, Basidiomycota, Tremellomycetes, Trichosporonales, Trichosporonaceae. Bases 30 to 2357 code for a protein of 775 amino acids. Gene Ontology annotation, biological process: proteolysis. The record is from RefSeq and is a predicted model, not a curated record.